Canis lupus familiaris (dog) is the source of this 2337-nucleotide messenger RNA. RefSeq names its product transmembrane protein 211 (gene LHFPL7). The transcript is spliced from 4 exons. Lineage: Eukaryota; Metazoa; Chordata; Mammalia; Carnivora; Canidae. Gene Ontology annotation, cellular component: membrane. The coding region runs from base 1509 to 2111 and encodes 200 amino acids. The record is from RefSeq and is a predicted model, not a curated record.
CUGUCAAGCCUGAUGCCGCGAGUAAACAUCAGAACUGGGAUUCAGAUCCAGCUUGGAAUAACUCCAAAGCCCCUUGACAAAUAUUGAUUGAAAGAAACACGAAGAAUUGGAUGACUGAAGGACUGUAAAAGUCCCCAGCAAUAAUCUAUGCCACAUGCCCCCAUUUUACAGGUAAAGAAACUGAGGUCUAGAGAGGCCGAGUUGCCCUAAGGUCACACUAAGUGCAGGUGGGAGAGCUGAGACUUGUGCAUCAGCCUCAGGCCUCACGUUUCCUGCACUUAACUUCUUGGGCCCUCCUGCUUCCUCCAGCACCAGUGCGAGCUCUCUUGUCAUGGCAGCUUUCAGGUCAUUAGAGCGAUGUCUCUUGUUUUCAUCUGCCCCACAUCCAUCCCCCAUCCUCUGCUAACCUCGGUAUUCCUCCUGGAAACCGCCCCAUCCACUGCCCUUAGUCCAUGUAGUUCCAGUGGGGUGAACCUUGUGACCUGCCUACCCUAUUCCCAGCCCCCCACGCUCUACCCCCAGCCCUAGGGCAGAGGACUUAGGUCUGGCCAAUCAGAACAUCCCAUCUUCCUGGCCACAAUGAUUGGUUCGUGGGUGGGCAUGUGACCUGGACUUGUCCCUUGAGAGUUCCUCAUAACAUUCGUAGCAAUUACGUGCAAAGAGAAGCUUUCUUUUCUUGGAUUGCUUCCCUUUGGCCUCAGAAGGUCAGCCAGAGGCAAUACUGUGAGAGAACCUGCUGCGAGUGAAGCCAACCCAGCAGAAAACAGAACUGAGAGAUGAGAGGAAAGAGAGGUCCCGAAGAUACUGCUUGUUCACCUGGAUCCAGCUGUGCCUGAAGCUGUUCCAUAGAAUUUUUAGUUAGGUAAGUUAAUGAAUUUCUCAUUUUGCUGGUGCCGGUUGGAGUUGCACUUCCAUCACUUACAGCAAAAGACAAGACAAGCACCUACUCUGUGCCAAGUCUUGUGCCAGAUGCUAAGGAUAAAGAUUUUCAGAUUCAGUGCCCACUUUCUGGAAAUUCACAGCCUAUAGAGAAGAUCCUCAUGCCCCAGGGAAAUAUGUAAUUCCCUGGACUGGAAUUACCAAGGCAGAAAGGAGAGCACAGUGCCAAGAAUUUCAAUAACUGGUGUUUAACCAUAGAUCAGUUAAUCCCCAUUCAUGCCUUCCUCCUACCCAGGAAACACCAUACCGUUACCCCAUUCUGAUUUGGGGCUGGCUUUUCCCUCUUUGCUCAGCCCAUCCAGCAGCCCAGAGUGAAAGGCUGUUGAUUUAAGGAACUGGGAAGGAACGCGCACACAUACACGCACACCUCCGACCAGCUUAUCACCCACCUGGGCUUUAUUCACCAACCUGAAUGCUUCCUUCAAAGGGAAGGAGACAUUUUACAAGGUCAUAGACUUCUAUCCAAAGCUGGAGCCUGAGCAGAAGAGGCCACACUGGGAGCUCCAGACCUGAAGUGUGCCUCCACCACUAAUCUAGCCUGUUGACGGCUAGGUCAUCGAAACUCCCUGAUGGUGGGUAGCGUGUGGGCAGCCCUGGGACUUUCCCUAGCCUGCAUCUCGGCCCUUGGCCUCAUCUCUCCUGCGUGGUUCCAGUCCCACACCUUCUCCUUUGGCGUCCUCACCUACUGCUCCUGGCCUCAGGGUGACAGCUGGAACCAGAGCUGUGGGACCUUCAGGUCCCUGGAUGAUAUUCCUGACUUUGCCUGGAAGGUCUCAGCUGCAAUUCUCCUUGGAGGAUGGCUCUUGUUGGCCUUCAAUGCAGUUCUCCUCCUAGCUUGGGCCCUGGCCCCCAAAAGGCUGUGUCCCAGAAGGGGCAAUGGCCCAAUGCCAGGGGUGCAGGCAGCUGCAGCCACUGUCACCAUUGUGGGUCUGCUGGUUUUCCCCAUCAGCCUGGCCUCUCCAUUUGCCAAGGGAGCCUGUGGAGCCUCCUCUGUGUACCACGGUGGGCAGUGCCAGCUGGGCUGGGGCUAUGUGAUUGCCAUCCUCAGUGCAGUCCUGGCCAGCUUCCUGCCUAUGAUUGGGUGGCCCCACAUGACCAAGGUCCACGGGAGGAUCAUCCUCUUCUCUGGUGACACUGAGAAAAUCAUCCUCAUGCCAGAAAUGAGCAUAUAAAAAUUUCCCAGGAGGAGCAAAAAUAGCCCACUUUAGAGUUGUAUGAAAUCACUACAAAUCCACAUUCAAACCUCACCUCUGCUGCCUCUCUGCUGUGUCACCUCAGGCAAAUCACUUCACCUCUCUGGAUUCCCAUGUAUUCUGUAAAAUGGUGGUCUACCUCAAAGGGCUGUUACCAGAAUUAACUUGAGAUGCUGUGUAUAAAUAAAGCACUUAGUACCAUGUA